AUGAAUAAUAAUAGUAAUCUAUUUUUAUGUAAAGCUACUCGUAAUACGUAUGAACAUCGAAGAUCGUCUCUCUUAUGUCAAGUAUGUGGUGAUCGAAAUGCACGUAAUUGUUUUGGUUCCGUUUCUUGUGCUCCAUGUAAAAUGUUUUUUCGUCGAAAUCUAGACUUUGAUCUGGUUAUUAACAAAUGUAUUUAUGAUGGAAAUUGUGAAAUGCAUGAAAACAGUCGGCAUGCUUGUCGGUAUUGUCGAUUCAAGAAAUGUUUAACAGUUGGUAUGAAAAAAGAAUUAACACGUCCUCCACGACUAAAUCAAAAGAAACGAAUAGGAAAACAGAUUACUCCACCUCUUAUUCGUCGACUAGACUUGCUUAAUAGUAAUCGUUCCAAAUUAUCAUUCGAUCAAUGGUCAAUUCUAUCGAAUGUCACUCAUGUAUAUGAUCAAAUCUCGCCUUUACCAAAGAUUUUGAAUUCACUUAGUCAAUCAAGUUUUCCACCAAAGAAACGUUUGAGAAUCGAUGGAGCUACUUUGGCAGAUAUGCUGGGUUUAAUCUAUCGAUCGAUAUAUUCAUUUCUUGAGCGUAUACCGGAUUUUACUAUGAUGUCCAUUCAUGAUAGAAACUUGUUAAUCGAACGUAAUCUUCAUAAUGUUGGUAGUACGAGUGGUCUAUUAAUCUUACGUGAUGGUGAUCUCUAUAGUAAUUAUGCAUUUUGUCGCGCUAAUUUGAACACGUAUGGAUCUGAUAACUUUGAAGGUGUAUCAAAACUUCUCAAUCGAUUAGAUAUGGAUAGAGUAGCAGUAAAAUUGUUUGUCGUUGUUUUGGCGUUUUCAACAUGUUUCGAUGUUGUUCGCCCAUCGAAUAUGACCAAUAAUAUUCAACUUUCUAAAUCAACGAAUCGUCUUCACUUUAAUACAAUUAAUAUGUUUCAUAUUCAAAAUAAAUAUAUUGAUAUGCUGUUCAUAUAUAUGGUGUAUCGCUAUGGUUAUAUCGAAGCAUCGUUACGUUUUGCUGCUCUUCUCUUUACUGCUCUUCAGCUUUGUGUUCAUACGAUGGAAGCUGCAAAUAUUCAAGAACAUGGCGAUAUGUUGGAUACGAUUAUUGCAGACACAACACGUAAACUAAAUGUGGAAGAUGACCCAGUCGUAUAA
Molecule: messenger RNA, 1146 nt
Organism: Rotaria socialis
Lineage: Eukaryota; Metazoa; Rotifera; Eurotatoria; Philodinida; Philodinidae
Source: the annotation of a GenBank genome assembly